Molecule: messenger RNA, 3582 nt
Organism: Adelges cooleyi (spruce gall adelgid)
Lineage: Eukaryota; Metazoa; Arthropoda; Insecta; Hemiptera; Adelgidae
Exons: 11
Coding region: 1281-2342 (353 amino acids)
Source: RefSeq, a predicted model, not a curated record
AAUCCAGGAAUUAGGUGCAUCAUAUAAAAUAUCCAAAUGCUAAUCAAUUUUGUUACAAUAAAAACGUGGUAAUAAAUUAUAAAUUAGUUGCCACGUUUAUCGUGUACAAUCUAUUUUAUUAGUUUACAUUAAAUUAAUGCGAAUAAGUUAAUCUGACAACGCAGUAAAACGGUUUUUGCAAUGCGAAUUAGUUACUUGUUUACAUCAAGUCGAUUCUAAUGACUAAUCUUUACAGCGAUCAGCAAUCGAAUAUACUUGGGGAUAACGUGGGUAAUCAAAAUCGUUGGCAAAAACCGUUCGUGUUUUACAUUCUGUUGUGUAUUACCAUAUUUUUAAACGUCAUGAAACGCGAUUUCGCGAACAACAUCAAACGAUGUCACGAAUCAUAUUUUGGAGUAAUGUAUUUUACACACAACAGUGUACAUACAUAGAUAUGUAUAAGCUGUUACACCGUUACCUACAGUUUACACUACUUUAGUUACACAAUAUACCCACAGCGUCUAUCGAAACCACUUUUAUAUAUAUACGUAUAGGGUAUAUACGAACCGUGUUUUUUUAUUGUCAUUUGUGUGUACGGUAUUCGGUAUAGUUUUAUUGUGUAUAAUAAUAAUAAUAAUAAUAUAUAGUAGCCGGGAAGCAUUUUUGGGUGUUCCAAAGAAUUAGUCGGUGCCAGGCGGAGCGAUUCGUCGUUGAAAGUUCAAUCGUGACGGCACUCCAUAGCCGGAAACCCACUCGAAAGUCUGUUAGUUGCUGUUGUGAUUUUUUACCGCCAGCGAUCAGCCAAAAAAUAAAAAGGCCGUUUGAUGUUUUAACGCUUAUUAGAGUAAAUCUGCGUAACCUAACCUAACGGAAAAUUAACGAGAGAAAACCCAACAAAAUGGAAACCGCACCUAUCGAAUGGAAUGAAAAUGUUAUGCCACUUGUAUCUUUGAUUAAAAAGUUAAAAGAAUAUCACCAUUGUUUCCGGCACCGCUGGACCGUGAACGACAUUAAACGUUUACGAAGGUCGAACAACAAUUACUUAACCCACCUAUUGGCGAAAAACAAACGGCACGGUUAAGUAUAUUAUUAAUUGUAUAGUAAUUUGUAAAAAAACAAUUUUUUUAAACUCUUGCCGAAUUCAAUUGGCCGCGCCUAACGUAUUGGGUCUAUCUAAUGUCUUAGUGCAGUCUUUAACGACAGCUAUAUAAGAGUGUGUUCGCAGGAGUGAACCGUUUCGGUUGAAUAACAAACAUUGACAUUAACUUUAUACCUAAAUCGUGGUCCGAGGGUUAACAACGAUGGCAAAUGACGAACAAGUAUGCGGUGGACGGUGUUCGGCCUCAGAAAAGAAAAAGGGUCGCACGUGCGAUGAACAGAAAGAAAUACUUGCAUCAGUGGUGGACGACUACAACCCUUGGGGAAAACCAGGACACGGUGCCCCUAACGACGAUGGCCUUAGGAAAAGGAAAAUAUUCCAGGACCCUCCUUCACCGCCUUUGAAGGAAGUCAGCAACGAUGUAACAAAAAUGGGCAGACCUGGAGGAGGCGCGCCUGUUAAAACUACUUCUGGAAAAAUGAGAAAUUUCAAAAUCGAAGAUCCUCAAUUGCGGUUUCAAUUUCACGCGCCCGACAGAAACAUGGUGGACAAUGAUUUCAGAUAUCGCACUUCGAUUAAGGAGCAAAGAGUGUACAAAUCGGAAUUGGACGAGAUGGUUCGAGAGAAACAAGAAAUAGUGGCGGAAAACCGAAAACAAGACCUGAUAAAAGACAAACAAUUGAGCAAGGUCGCUGAUCCUUGGGGAAGACCAUGCCCAGGGGGUGUGGUUUGGAGAGAUCCAAAGAGUGUGGGCAAAAACUUCUUUCGCUCUUUGGGAUUCGAGGACGGUAAAAAUAUGCAUAUAGGAUCGCACCCUAACGACAACCCUGAAGUCAGAGCCGAGAAAAUAUUAAUAGAAGAAAUCACUGGAGGCGUAGAAUUAGCACCGUUGCUGGCAAUGAGAAAAAAACAAGAAAUUAUGAAGUGGCCUUUACACUCAAGCGACGUGACUGAGAUUUACGAUGCUAAAUCUAAUUUUUCGAUUGACGAUAAAGAAUAUAACGAGUUCCUUCAAAGACAGAUCAGUAGCCGCCAGCACCGUAUUCAACACGAACACGAAGAAGAAAUGCUAGAAGGUCAAAAGCACAAUCAGAACUGGCAAGACUUUUGGGGGAAACCCGGCGGCGGUGCCCCCAAAGGACCGAUGAAACAAAAAGAGAACCUCGACUACAUUUUAUAUCAGUUGCCGGUCAUCAACCGAAUGAAAGAACAAGAAGAAAAAAAGAACUGCAAAGGUUGCAACAAAAAGACGCCGGAAAAAUAAGUGUAGCCCCGCGACUUCUCAUUUGAAACACAUUAAUUCACUUUAAAAAAGAAAUCUGUACUUAGCUAAAACUACUAACCUAUUUUAGCAGCGUAUAGUUAUACUUAGCGAUCACAGCAGCUGCUAUUGCCGUAGGAGUAUUACGGGUAGGUACUAUAACACGGUGUGUCCGAAUAGUCCGGUGAUUUAUACAUCAACGAUAAAACUUUUUAAGACUUAAGCAUAAUAUACUUUGCUAUGUAUUAAUUGAAAUUCGGUAAUUUUCUUUUACUCGAUACUUUGCGCAAUGCUCGCCACGGUCAAUACACUGUUGUUACUAGCAAAACACGUUUGAUUUGGGUGUUUACAACUUGGUCGUUCUAAAGUUAAAGCUAUAAAACAUAGCAAUAACAAUGAUGAUAUAAUUAUUAGGUCGCAUCUUCCCCCCCCCCUCCCCCCAAUCAAAAGAGUUGUCAUCAACACGUUAUCUAACAAAACGGUUUUCGACGAUUUCUCCUCUUCGGUCACCAAAAAAAAAUAAAAAAAACAUUUGACAUCACACUACGAGUGGGUUCCGUUGAAUAAAUUACACGUUAUUAUUAAUAAAAAAAAUUCUAAGUGCCCAUUGCAGACUCCAAAUCCUUAGCAAAUCUUAUUAAUAUUACAAAUGCAAGUGUCGUGACUCUUGAUAUAUUUAAAAUAUGCACAAUGAAAGCAACAGCAGCUGUAGCUCGUUUUUAAUACGUUAAAAAUGGUUUUAUUGACAAAUGAUAAAACGCUACUGCUUACAAGUUACAAUAAUACCAUGGCAGAGUAAACGUGAAUGACCGGUAAAGAUAAUGCGACAUUGCAAUGUGGAUAGGACGGUUUGAAAUUUCACCAAACGCGAUGCGCCGACCAUGUUGUAUAUGAUUUUUAUUUUUAAUACAACGCCCAGGAAAUCGAACAACACCGUGUUCUAAGUCAUAAUAAUAGCAGGAAAUUGUACUUAUUUCCUAAGAAUUUCACAAUUUACACCUUGAACCCUUACCGUACUGUACAUGUCCCGUCCAACAGUUUUGGAAUUUUAUAAUGUUUUUAAUUUUCAAAACGUUUACAAAUAAUUAAGAUAAUACUCAAAUUAAAAUAAUUGAAUCAAUUAAUUUUGCAUUAAAAUAAUUAAAUUUUAUUUAAAUCACACAGCGGUUAUUUAAAAUUUAUUUUUAUAAUAUUCGUCAAAAUUGACAAAAUAUUUCCAAAUUAAAUUUUGGCAGGGAAUUAA